AUGAGAAGAGGAGGAUCUAUAGUUUUUCCAAUUAUCGAUAUUUCAAUUCUUGUCGGAGAUGCUCCCAUGGCCCCUUCACUCCAGUGUUCUGUACAGGAAGAAGGAAAGGUCAAACUGUCGUCACUAGUAGAUACUUUCCUGCUACCCUUUCUACUGGGUAAAUCACUCAAAGUGUCGUUUUUCAACCCGUUUAGAAGAGCUCAGGUGGAGCGGGACCAAGGGAAGAUCGUUGUGCAGGUGAAAUGGGGUCGAGAGAGAUUCAAUAUCCCAAUCCCUUCACCUUCCCUCACUCCGCUUUCCACCUUGCUUGCCACGCUAUCAGCCCAAACUUCAUUACCGCUUGAUCAACUGAAACUCAUAUACAAAGGAGCUGUAUUGAAAGACUCUUCACUUACAAUCUCUUCAUACGGUAUUGAUGAUGGAUCAACACUUGUCCUAGUAGGCAAAGGCGGUGACAUACCUUCUGCUCCUCCUGGUUCAUCAAGUACUCCUUCAAACACAUCAACCGCUGGUGCGGGAGCGGGUGUCAUCAAAAAGAAAAACAAACAACCUGAGACUGAUAAUGAAUCAGUUCUAGUCGAGUGGAUAUCAUCUUUAGUCAAUUCGAUAAUCAAUCCUUUGAUACCAAGUAUUGCAACUUUCAUCUCACAGACUUCACCUAAAUCAACUAAUAGACCUGCACAUAUUCCAUCUUUCGACAUACUACAAAAAGAACAUGCUAGAUUAAGUGAAUUGCUCUUGAAAGGGUUGUUAGAUUUAGAUGGGAUCCAUAUACAAUCAGGUUGGAAUGACGCUAGAUUGAAAAGAAAAGAAGGUGUAAAAUUGAUUCAAGGUGAAUUGAACAAAGUCGAUGAAGCUUGGGGGGAGAGAAAGAAGUUGGGUGGUUAG
Kwoniella shivajii is the source of this 888-nucleotide messenger RNA. RefSeq lists its product as uncharacterized. The transcript is spliced from 4 exons. The coding region runs from base 1 to 888 and encodes 295 amino acids. The record is from RefSeq and is a predicted model, not a curated record. Gene Ontology annotation, molecular function: protein-folding chaperone binding; adenyl-nucleotide exchange factor activity. Lineage: Eukaryota; Fungi; Basidiomycota; Tremellomycetes; Tremellales; Cryptococcaceae. Gene Ontology annotation, cellular component: nucleus; cytosol; cytoplasm. Gene Ontology annotation, biological process: protein stabilization.